Postia placenta MAD-698-R-SB12 is the source of this 1141-nucleotide messenger RNA. RefSeq lists its product as hypothetical. The record is from RefSeq and is a predicted model, not a curated record. Lineage: Eukaryota; Fungi; Basidiomycota; Agaricomycetes; Polyporales; Adustoporiaceae. Gene Ontology annotation, biological process: proteolysis. Gene Ontology annotation, molecular function: metalloaminopeptidase activity. The transcript has 7 exons. Bases 15 to 1085 code for a protein of 356 amino acids.
AAUCUCUCUGAGGAAUGCAUUCAAGACUAGUGACGGGCAUAUUGCCACGUUUAUCGCCCGUGAGACAAUCUUGCUUGAAGAGGAGCCCUCUUUCUACCUUCAAACGAAGUCUGCGGAAUACGAUUUCACGAGGUUCUGUGGAUGUUUUGCAUCCUGCCGGUGAAGACGAACAAUAUGAUUUCGGAUACUAUGACGUGAUCCUGCCCAAGGAACCAUUCGUAUGGGGUGUUUCACACAUUCACCCAAGGGCGUUACCUGCGCACAUCCAGCGACCUAGCUACGCAGUUUCCGAGAACUCAGCGGGAACUCAGAGUAGUCACACUAUCGUUCCCGCACGCAAGCUUGCAGACCUUACUGGGGAGAACAAUGCACGACUGCGGCGGGCGGCAAGCCUUGGGAGAGAAGUGCUCGAAUACGCAGGGAGCUUGGUGAAGCCUGGUGUAACGACAGAUUAUAUCGACGCACGAGUGCACGACAUGAUCAUCGCUCGCUUGGCGUACCCUUCGCCCCUGCUCUAUAAGGGAUACCCCAAAUCGUGUUGCACAAGCAUCAACAAUGUCGUUACACACGGCAUCCCAGACGAGCGGCCUCUCCAAGACGGCGACAUAGUGAACAUCGACAUCACAGCGUUCAAGGACGGCUUCCACGGCGAUACGUCCCGCACCUUCCUCGUCGGCGAUGUGGAUGACAAAGGUCGGGAGCUCGUACAAGUGACCGAGGAUGCGCUGGAGGCCGGGAUCGCAGCAUGCGGUCCCAACCGGCCUUUCAAGGGCAUCGGCAAAGCGAUAUUCGAGUCGAUCAGACAUAAAGAUUUUUGCGUCUCCACACAAUUUACUGGUCAUGGAAUCGGCGGAGACUUCCACAGGCCACCCUGGAUCUUACACCACUUGAAUGAUGAACCCGAUGUAAUGCAGCCCGGGGACUGUUUCACGAUCGAACCAUGCAUCAUUCAGGGGUCGUCCCCACGAGCGUGGAUCUUCCCCGACGGCUGGACAGCCUCCACCGAGAAUUGUGCACGCGGUGCGCAAGCGGAAGAUAUGGUUCUGAUCACGGAUAUGGGCGCGGAAGUGUUGACAAGACGUUGAUUGCCUGUGCUUCUUACUUUUAGUGCUUUAAACGAGAUGCGAUACAGUAGUGUCCA